Messenger RNA from Dioszegia hungarica, 627 nucleotides. Its product is annotated as putative ER to Golgi transport-related protein. Gene Ontology annotation, biological process: protein retention in ER lumen; intracellular protein transport; Golgi organization. Bases 1 to 627 code for a protein of 208 amino acids. Gene Ontology annotation, cellular component: endoplasmic reticulum; Golgi apparatus; endoplasmic reticulum-Golgi intermediate compartment. The record is from RefSeq and is a predicted model, not a curated record. The transcript is spliced from 5 exons. Lineage: Eukaryota; Fungi; Basidiomycota; Tremellomycetes; Tremellales; Bulleribasidiaceae.
AUGCUCCGUUCAGCACUCACAGCUCUGCUCCUCGCAGCUCCAUAUGUCCACGCAACAGCCCUCACAUCAAUGCUGGGAGCGAACGAAAAGUCCUGCUACUAUGCCGACGUGGAUGGUGUCGGGGAGAAGGUCGGCUUUUACUUUGCCGUACAAUCCGGAGGGACAUUCGACGUCGACUAUACAGUCAUGGACCCGGACGACCGGGUGUUGCUUACAGGCAAGAACGAGCGUCAGGGAGAUUAUAUCUUCACCGCCAACAAGAUCGGCGAAUACUCGUUCUGCUUUGAGAACGAAGGGUCGUCGGCGGACAAGCUGCUAGACUUUGACAUAAUGGUGGAAUCAGAACCACGGCGGCAGCUCUCGGCGCAACAACCGGCGUUAAAGGAGCAUACCUCUACCCUCGAGGAGAGCACCUACAAGCUGAGCGGGUUGCUGAGUAGUGUGAUUCGGACACAGAAAUACUUCCACACACGCCAUCACCGCAACUACUCGACUGUACUUUCGACGCAAAGCCGGAUAUUCUGGUUCACGGUUCUGGAAUCUGCCAUGAUUAUCGCCAUGUCACUAAUCCAAAUAUGGGUGCUCAGAACAUUUUUCUCCAAGGGUUCCAAACGAUAUAGCGCAUAG